Messenger RNA from Entelurus aequoreus (snake pipefish), 2268 nucleotides. Its product is annotated as protein Wnt-7a-like. The coding region runs from base 78 to 1130 and encodes 350 amino acids. Gene Ontology annotation, cellular component: extracellular region. Gene Ontology annotation, molecular function: frizzled binding; cytokine activity. The transcript has 4 exons. Gene Ontology annotation, biological process: cell fate commitment; neuron differentiation; positive regulation of JNK cascade. The record is from RefSeq and is a predicted model, not a curated record. Lineage: Eukaryota; Metazoa; Chordata; Actinopteri; Syngnathiformes; Syngnathidae.
GGGAUUUACCUGAGCGGAGGGCCUCGAACUUCGCGUCUCACCUCGCGGGAACUUCCUCGCAUGAACCCGAGGCCGCGAUGAGUCGGAGAACCAGAAGAUGGAUCUUACGGGUUUUACUCUGCUUGGGGGUUGUUUACCUGAAGAUCGGCGGCUUCUCCUCGGUGGUGGCCCUCGGAGCCAGUAUCAUCUGCAACAAGAUCCCGGGUCUGGCCCCCCGCCAGCGGAUUAUCUGUCAGAGUCGGCCCGACGCGAUCAUCGUGAUCGGGGAAGGCGCGCAGAUGGCCGUCAAUGAAUGUCAGUUCCAGUUCAAACAUGGACGCUGGAACUGCUCGGCUCUGGGCGAGAGGACCGUCUUCGGAAAAGAGUUGAAAGUGGGCAGCAAAGAAGCGGCCUUCACCUACGCCAUCAUCGCGGCCGGCGUGGCCCACGCCGUCACCGCCGCCUGCACGCAGGGGAACCUGAGCGACUGCAGCUGCGACAAAGACAAGCAGGGCUUCUACAGCAAGGACCAGGGCUGGAAGUGGGGGGGCUGCUCGGCGGACAUCGGCUACGGCCUGGGAUUCUCCAAAGUCUUCAUCGACGCCCGGGAGGUCAAACAGAACGCCAGGACGCUGAUGAACCUCCACAACAACGAGGUGGGACGCAAGGUCCUGGAGAAGAACAUGCGGCUGGAAUGCAAGUGUCACGGCGUGUCGGGCUCCUGCACCACCAAAACCUGCUGGACCACCCUUCCCAAGUUCCGCCAGCUGGGCUACAUUCUCAAGGAGAAAUACGCCCAGGCGCUGCACGUGGAGGCGGUCAAAGCCAGCCGCAACAAGCGGCCCAAGUUCCUGAAGAUCAAGAAGCCCUACUCGUACCGGAAGCCCUCCGACACGGACCUGGUGUACACGGACAAGUCGCCCAACUACUGCGAGGCGGACGCCGUGACGGGCAGCCUGGGCACGCAGGGGCGCGCCUGCAACAAGACGGCGGCGCAACACGCCGGCGCCUGCGACCUGAUGUGCUGCGGCCGCGGCUACAACACGCACCAGUACUCCCGCGUCUGGCAGUGCAACUGCAAGUUCUUGUGGUGCUGCUCCGUCAGGUGCAACACCUGCAGCGAGAGGACCGAGGUGUACACGUGCAAGUGACCGUGUUUGAGUGGACCCCCCGGCUGCACGCCGAGCUUCCACCGGGCGUCGGACGCCGGCGCACGGGGGACAUGUGGAAUAUUUAAUAACUGUCGACUAGAGAAUGGAGGACAUUGGUAUUAAUUUAUUUGACAAGAACUACUGAUGUGGGGUCAACAAAGAACUCAAUGUUGGGAGGGUUAGUUUGUUCAAGGGAUGAGUUUUUUUUUCUUAUUAACUUUUGACCCGCUUGCUGUACGUCUUCCUCACGUUUUGCUGCUAGUCCCGAUUGUUUAGCGUCACAAACACUGGCACAUGUUCCACUUCAUAGAGUAUAUUUUGUAAGAGCCUAUUUUUGUAUGGAUGUCUUAUUUAUAUAUGUUGCUUAAUAUUCCACCUUCAAGGGGACCUGCGCCUCUCUGGGAUGCUAUUUGUUAUCCACAAUCCUCAUGCAAGACAAGAACGCACAGGUUUUUAUUUUUUAUUUUGUAUUUUUUUGCAUUCUAAAUCGUAAAUAAACAGGAGCAAAAGUCAGCUAACAAUGGAGCCAAUAGGAAACGUCUAUUUUUGAGCCUGAAUAUAAGGAGGAGGAUCUACACGUUUUAGAAGCAGACAAACACUAAGCGUCAUGUAGCACUAUGGCUAAAUGCGAAAAAAACAUUAUAAAACAAUCACUUACUGUACGAUGUCCGCUCUCACUUCCAAUGCAAUAAAUCCACAAUGUGUUAUAAAAGGGUACAUGACACUACUGGUCCCACCUUUACUAUAAUAAUGUUAAAAGAACAACUUAAAGUCUUAUAAAAUAUUCACACAAACACUAAUUGUCAUGUAGCAGUAUUGCUAAGUGCUAGGCAAGGUAUACAAACAUAAUAAAACAAUCACUUACUGUACAAUCUCUGCGCUCACAGGGAUAAAGACUGAUGAGAUGUUUAUAUCGUCCCCUUUACAUCAACAAUUCAUCAUGUAGCAGUAUUGCUAAGUGGUAAACAAGAUAUACAAACAUAAUAAAACAAUCACUUACUGUACAAUGUCUGCUCUCACUGGGAUAAAGACUGAUGGGAUGUUUUAUAUCUUCCCCUUUACAUCAACAAGUCAUCAUAGCCUCACAAAGGGUUAAAAAAAAGGUGUUUUUUUCGUGUCUUUCUGGCCAUCUUAAGUU